AUGCCUCCAUCCAAUUUAAUUUGUGCCUGCUGUAAUAAAUCGUUCAAGCUGAAUAUGAUGAUCAAAUGUACAGUUUGCAUGAAGGCUUUUAGGCAUUUAUGUGUCACUUUAACUAUUGAUGAGGAGAACAUGUUAAAUGACCAAAGCAAAGGCUACUCGUGGACAUGUUCUAGCUGCAGAAAUAUCAAUAAUCAAAUCAACGACCUGAAGAAGCUGAUUUUGUCCCUUCAAGAUGAUAUCAAGGCUAUCAAAGGGGGAAAUGGUGCAACAACACAUGAUCCCAAAGAUAGUUUUGUUUUUGAGGAACUUAUCGAGGAAAUAAACAACAGAAACUCUCGCAAGCGAAAUGUGAUAAUUUUCGGCUUGCCAGAGCAAGAUCAAGCUGACGUGCCUCCAACCCGUUUAACCAAGGAUAAGUCACAGGUUGUUGAUGUCCUGAAAGUUGUUAAUUUGAAUGUGCAUGCCAAUGAAGUAAAAUCUCUCAGACUUGGGCGGUUUGAUCAAAGCAAAUGUCGUCCGAUUAAAUUAUUCCUAAAAGAUGAAGAUGUAACGUCAUCAGAAAUGCAAAAAACUUGA
Messenger RNA from Acanthoscelides obtectus, 576 nucleotides. NCBI's taxonomy places the organism in Eukaryota, Metazoa, Arthropoda, Insecta, Coleoptera, Chrysomelidae. The record is from the annotation of a GenBank genome assembly.